CGGCUCGGAGGUCCAAUCAAAUCAUUCAGCUCGCGGUUCUAUGUGGGCGAUACCUAUCAAAACAACGUUUUGUGUUGUAGACCGCGCGUGUUAUUUACAAAUUGAAAACAUUGACUGAAAAUAUUUAGCUUUUAACGUUUAUAGUAAUGCAGUGAUAUAUUAAAGUGUUAUUUGUCAGAAUAAGGCUAGACUUUUGAUUUAUUGACUGUGUGCGAAUAUUUAUUUGGUGCCGAAAAUGACGGCUUCCACGAUGAUUGAAUUGGAAUCCUGGAUUAUCUACCAGUGUGUGCUGAAUGAAUGCCAUGUGUCCAGCAGCUGAGCUGGAUGUGUAGCUGUUUGUUUUUUAUUUGGCACAAGUUUCUUUAAGUUUUCUUCAUGGUAUCAUCAAUGGAAGGCGGCGCCUGGUGCGCUCGCGACAUCUCGCUGCGCGCGCAAAAGAAGUUUUUGUCCCGCGUGGGCGGCGCUGCCAGCGCACGCGCACUCGUGCUCGAUGAGCAUGCCGCUAAACUGCUGGACCAGUUUUUGACGGUGCUCCGCGAGCGUCUGGAGAAGCGUGAAGCGGAGAAGUUGGUGAAGCACGUGAUCAAGUCGGCAGUGAAGCUGGGCGUGUUGCGCAGACACGGUCAGCUGUCGGCUGCUGACGAGCGCGCGUUGGCUGCGUUCCGGUCCAAGUUCCACACUGUACUGAUGGCGGUGGUGUCGUUCUGUGAGGUGGACUUCUCAUACGAUCGCGGCUUCCUCCAAGAUGCACUGCGCGAGUCACACCAGUCCCUCAAGGCCGUGGUAGAGCGACACCUCACAGACAAGUCAGUGUCUAGGCUCGCAGGAGUGUUCGCGAUCGCGUCUCGUGGCGAGCUGCUGGACGCGCUGUUCGCGGGCCAAGUGGACGAGGACGUGCUGAAGCUGUCCAGGAUGCUGCGCAAGGAACUGGACCGAGGCCUGCUAUAAUCACACACACUCACACACCCUGUGCCGUCCUUACCCAAAGCUAGAUAUACCAACGUAUCAAAGUAUUUGGACGAUUUUCCUCGAACGAGGCUUCAUGUCGACGGGACAAGCUCCCGAGAACUUCGACUAUGGGAACACUAACAAUAUCGUUAUCUCCACAAAUGGAGAUUUGAUUUUUUAUUAUAAACAAUAUUUCUAGUUAGAUUUGUAUGUACGUCUGUGCACAGUUGAUGCCGGCUUUGGGCUUGACAAUACUAUAUCAAAUUGAUACUAAGUACCACUUUUGUUGGUCUUAGAAUUCACGUCAGUCCUUGCAGGUGCAGGCUCAGAAAUAGAUUUUUGUUUUAAUACUGAAAAGGAAUAAAAAAUCAUCUACCGUGAAAAUUGGUGUAAAAAUAUUGCUCCUAAAAGAAAAAAAUGUCAGUUCAAAGUCGGUAAGCGACGUAGCAUAUCGCCUCAGCGUUCGUUUCACAGCACGUCAAUACAAUGCCUCCUGAAUGCUCUCUUCACAGAAUUGUGUUGUUCCAAAUCAUUUGUAGCGAUCUACAAGACUAUUAUGAAUACUCAGUGAGUUUAUAUUGAUAUAUGUCGGGGGAUUUUCAUUAAAUUAACUAGUGUCUACUUUCUUUGUGUUUUUAACGAGCAUUGUGACAUACUGUUUUAAUUUUGUACCUACUUUAGCUACUACAGAUAACAUAUUCUGUUUAAUACUUCCAUGAUGUUUGACUAUGUGCUUCAGUCUGUCUUGUCUUCGACUUCAAGAAAGCAUCUGUAGGUAAUCUAAUCAUUUAUGGGAUUUAAUGAAAUAAUAUCAUUUUUGAGUAAUCGACUUUUUGUAAUCAAAAUAAUUUUUUGCAAUGUAAACUUGCCUGCCGUUACUCUGCCAUUUGAAAAUGAAAAAAGGAAUACAUGUCUAUGUCGAAACACAUUGUCUUGCCCAGUUUACGCCUUUUAAUACACAGCAUUAUUAAUUUAGAGUGCAUUUAAUAGUUUGUAUAUAAAAUCAUGUUAUUAAUGUAUACUCGAAUGAUUUUUGUAAUUAUAUUUUAGUUUUUAGACAUUUUUAUUUUGUUAUAAGGACCGUUACCAUUUAAACGAGUCGUUCUUUUUUAAAAUAUCGAUAAUGAGGUUUUAAAUAUUUUGUAUUAGGAUCCAUAGACAAUUGUAUCUGUCAGUUUAAUUUUAAAAAGUCAUGUGUGGGAAAUAUUUAUCUAUGGAUUUGGAUGUGAAGAAAAUGUAAUCUACUCUACUAUUAACUAAUGUAAACGAAAAAAUAGACUAAAAACUAUUUAAGCCUACACAAUAUCUACGAAUAUACGGAAUAUUACAACGCCCUAUUGCAUUACUGAAUAAAAUCACAAAUUCAUGAACAAUUUUAAUUUCAGAUAUUUUCAAAAAAUGUUUUAAAAUUAUUUAAUUUUAUUAAUUAAUUUGUUAAGAAAAUAAAAAUGAAACGAUCUUCGCUUUCUAAUGAUUCCAUGUAAUCUUGAUAACUAUACUAUAAGAACUUACAUUAUAGUUUUUGUACAAAAUCAUAAUCACAAAACUAAACCAUUCGGAACAAAACAAAAAAAAAAAAUAACAAAAAAUGAAAAUUUUGAUAAAAUAAAAUACUUUGGACCAAAAUGAUUAAAUAUCUACACAGUUCAAACAUAUCUGAACUAGAAUUCAUAUCUUAUUUUAUUAGCAAUAAAAACUAAUUUGAAUAGUCAUAGUGUGUAACUUGUAUUGUUUUGUAUAAGUAUUUAAUUCAGUAGUGCGUGUACACUCACUCUAGAACGCACAUCUCUAACUCUCUUGCCUAAUUGUAUCACUGUUUAGUGUUUUAUACUAUUUGUGUUGGUGUUCUGGGGUUUCCCAUUUAGAGAAGGCACUUGUUCAACAACAAAAGUACUGAAAUAAUCAUUUUAGUUACAAAAUCCGUGGUAAAAGUUUUAAUUUAUCGAUAGAAAUUAAUUGAGAUUCUGUCCCAACUCUAAAAUAGAGUCUAAAUAGUGUACCUUUGUAUUGUAUUCAAUGUUGAACAUUCUGUUAUUAUUUUAUAUAACGUGAGGUAUUUAUAAAAUUGCCAUAAAUCUAAGACACAUUUUAACUAUAAAUAAGAAACUUUGUCAUUUUAAUCUAGUCUUUGCUUCACUUAGAAAUUUAUCGAUACAAUAUUUUAAAUCUUUGUGUACAUCUCUAAAUGGGAACCACCAAAUGUCAUAGCUAGAUGAAAUCAAAGAGACGUCCAAGUAGGGAUUGUAUUAAAAAAGACAAUAUCGAUGUGUAAUUUUAUAAAUGUUGAUUCCUAGACGAAUCUCUACGAGAUGUAUCUGAAAUGAAUGUUUAAAGUUAGUUGUUUAUAAAACUGGUGUGAUUUAUAUGUUAGCGUACUUAUGUGUUAGGAGUUAGUUUCUCAAAUUUUCACUGUUUCAUUGUACUUUAUGGAGGCAACGUUCACCUUGGAGCAAUAGUGAUGUUCUUGUUUUUAUCGAUAGUAGUAUCAAAUUAUCUUGAAGAAUUUUCUGCUAAUAAUUGUAUUAUUUUGAAAGUUCUUGUAAUUUGUAUUUUAAUCGUAAAGGUGAACGUUGUAACUUUAUGUUAAUAUUUUCCUACAUUUGAAAAGAUUUUUAAUACAAUGUCGAUAUAAAAAAUGGAUGGAAAUUGUAUCAUAUUUGAUGGACUCGGGCUUUAAACUGAGACAACGCGUUUUUAUGAUUUUUUUAAACAAAAAUGUAGCGGUUUUACUCUCACGAUGCAGAAUUUGUUUUAACUAGAACACUUUUAAUGCAAGUAAUACAGAAGAGUUUUAAUGACACAGUAAGAACUAUGUCGAAAUUGGCCUGGAUGAUACAUUUUUUAGUAAUACUUGAAUUAUUUUCAAUAGCACAUAUUUUUCGAAUUAUCAUCGUUAUUUAUUUAUUGUUAAUUUGUUUUAAAUGUUGAAGAAGAAAAACAAUAUUUUAUUUUCGAUUUCGAAAUAAUUAUUCAGUAGGAGUCAUUAAUUUCUACAAAUAAUGCCCAGUUGAUUUUUUUUCUAGGUAUAUAUUUUAAAUAUGUUCAGUCCAAUUUCAACAUUUUAUUAAGGUUUUAAAAAGUAAAAAGCACAUUAAGCACUUACAUGACAUUUGAAAAGAUCGCAGCGCUGUCACUAGUAUUUCAUUGCGUGACUCGUGACGCCGGUAUAAAUGUAAUAAUUUUUGUUAUAAGCUGUGUUAUGUAAUAAGAUUUGAUAUCAAAUAUACAAUUGAUAAGA
This is a messenger RNA of Spodoptera litura, 4186 nucleotides long. RefSeq names its product Tumor necrosis factor alpha-induced protein 8-like protein sigmar (gene sigmar). Gene Ontology annotation, cellular component: cytoplasm. Lineage: Eukaryota; Metazoa; Arthropoda; Insecta; Lepidoptera; Noctuidae. The record is from RefSeq and is a predicted model, not a curated record. Gene Ontology annotation, biological process: regulation of apoptotic process.